AUGAUCGAGAGCGGGGUCCCUUCGAGCGAGAUCCUGGAAGCUAUCCGGAGCGGCUCGGAAGGCGAUCGACCCUUGGAGUUCCAAGGAGAGUUAGGCGACGCGGAAGACACCGCAGUGAAAUCUCAGUCGGAGGAGCGGCCACCUGAGAGUUCCCGGGUGGGCCCUCCAGGAUGGGCGUCAGAAAAGAAGGCGGAGAAGCCCUCUAGGGUGCCCGCAGGUUCAGAGGGCUCUUCUUCCGCCGCUUCCACGCCACAUCUGUCAUCAGAUCGUUCUUCCCGGGAUGCACCCACCUGGGCGCUCGGGGCGGCGCACUCGCCCCUUGGCUUCGUCAAGAAGGCCAGCAACCCAACCCCUCCAGCUCCGCAGGUGCGAGUGAAGGAGGAGGAGACGGAAGAGAAGCCACGACCAUCGUCAGGCGCCAGAGUGGUGGAGCCGGAGUUGGACCCGGAGCAAGUCGCUAGAGGACUGGGCGAAGUUGGAAUCUUCGGAGAGUUCUCCAAGAAGGCGGGCCGGCCUCCCGACCCAGAAGCCCGGACUUCCCAGACGGUGCCGUAUACCCUGGAGGGCCGGGAGUUAGACAGCAUGCAACAGCCCGAUUGGGCCACGGUCGAGACCCUCAUUGAGGAGGACAGGCUACCUAAGUCCGGCGGGGCGAUUUUGGGCGUGGAAGCCAUGACGCGCGCCGUCGUAUGCACGGAGGAUCAACAGGGAGAACGCCAGAUCAGCGGAGACUGUGCGGUCCCUGUCACCGAACUCCCACCUGCGCUGCGGGGCGCGGGAGCUGAAGACCUGGAGGAGCUUGAGGUGACCCUGGAGAAGGAGAAGGAGACCAAGACGAAACACUACCGAGAUCAUCCGCUGGAGCAAGUUGAGACCACACCCAACGGAGUUGAGCUGGGGCCGGACUCCGACGACAGCGAAGGCGAUCCAGCGGCUACCGAUUUGGAGAUGCACCAUACUUUCGUGCAGCUGGCCUCAGGAGGAUCAAGGUUCGCAGAACUGCAAGUGGACCACAGCUGGGGCGUGGACUAUAAGCUCUGCAACAAGUGCUUCGGAAAGAACGCAGAGUCAUCCACGUGCCCCUUGCUAUGUGACUUCGUGUUGGUGAAGGGCGGCCGGGCUGUCCUUCGCUGCGGGCGGCGAUGCAGGGGCGAUCAAGUACAAGGGCACCUGAACCCAAGUGAGCCAGGCUUCGACCUCUCGAGUAGGUCACGCGCGCAGGCCGUGGAGGCGGCCAAGCAACCCAGCUUCGGGAAGCGGCAGUGGCUCAAAUGCUUUGUGAGGGAUGGGACAUCCUGGCAAGUGGAAGGUGUUAGGGCGCUGGGGCUUUGGGUCUUUUUGCUGCUGAUAGCGCUCAUCUAUGCUCAUCAGGCAUUAUUGCCGCAGCAACGUGAUCAGUCAGCCAAGAGAUCUGGCGGUGCAGACCGUCCACCUGCGGCUGCGCUGCAGCCUGUGGAUGAAGUGGAGCCGCUGGAGCCUUUUAAUCACCCUGAAGAAGGUAAAGUGAGCGAGGCACAUUCUAUCAAGGAUCCAUUGGGCAGCUUCGAGAACAACAGCCCACGACCGCCGCCAAGGCCUGGUGACUUCGAGGAGCUUUCCAACGCGCCACACAAUUUGCCAGGGGCAGAUGCAGACCAUUUGCAUGGGAGGUUGGGCUUGAAAGCGGAUGGCUCACUGUUGGUGAGUCCAACUCCACUGCCGCCUGGUGGCCUGUCAGACGAGGAUAGACGUGAUGCCCAUCGGGGGUUCUGUUUCAAUUCGCGCGUGAGUGACUCUUUGCCAUUGGACAGGCAACAGAAAGAUUUCCGGUCGGCGGCCUGCCGGAGAAAGGCAGAAGGAUAUCCAAAAGAUCUUCCAACAGCCACCGUCGUAAUGGUUUUUCACAACGAAGCGUUUUCCGCGCUUGUGAGGUCCGUUCAGUCCGUUCUCAACACUUCCCCGUCGCAUCUUCUGGAAGAGAUCAUCCUCGUGGAUGAUGCUAGCCAUCCUGAUGACUUACGUUUCUACCGCAAGCAUUGGGCCCGUUUGCAAGAUGAACUGUCAAACUACGUCAAGGUCCUGCCAAAAACUCGGCUUGUUCGGCUAAAGGAGCGCAGAGGCUUGAUGAUGGCUCGUAUGGAAGGAGUGUGGAGGUCCACCGCUGAAGUGACAGUCUUCCUGGAUAGCCAUAUUGAGGCAACUAAAGGCUGGCUGGAGCCAAUACUUGCGCGGAUCAAAGAGGACAAGCGCCAUGUGGUCGUUCCCAGCAUCGACACCAUCGGGGCCGAUGACUUGGAGUACCGACUUGGGGGUGGGCUUGGAGUACUAGGCUUUUCAUGGACGCUGGGGCAGGACCCGUACCAGGCUGACAAUGGCCCAGACGGGACUGUUCCCGCCAAGUCACCGGUCAUGGCUGGUGGCCUUUUCGCUUCAGACACCCGGGAGUUCUUGCGCCUUGGAGGCUACGAUCCUGAAAUGCGCCUGUACGGCGGCGAAGAGAUGGAGAUAGGCUUUCGUACAUGGAUGUGCGGGGGUGACAUUGAGUAUUUGCCGUGCUCUCAUGUUGGCCAUAUCUUUCGGACACCGAAGUAUUGGCAAGGCCAGGUCUACAGAGUGCCUGGCGAGGAGAUCUCACGAAACAAGCUACGGACUGCCGAGGUUUGGAUGGAUGAAUUCCAGUCUCUAGUCAAGUUCGCCGCUGGCCCUUUGCCGCCCUCUUUACCCAUUGGCAAUUUGGAACCCAGAAAGCAGCUGCGAAGGAAACUCCAGUGCAAGGACUUUCGCUGGUAUCUCCAGACGGUGACCCCUCACUUAUUCGUUCCCAAGAUCACUCCUGACACCAAGGGUGGCGCUCUGCGAAAUCAAGUUUUGGACGCUUGUUUGGACACACUCGGCAGCCACUUCCCCGGAGAAACCAUUGGAGCCUAUCCUUGUCAUGGUCAGCAUGGAACGCAGGCCUUUGUUGAAGACACGUUUGGAUUGAUGCGAGUGCCACAGCUCGGCUACAAAAUGUGCCUAUCACACGAGGGCACCGUUGUGGCGGUUCGACCAUGCAAGGAUUCAGACCUGAAGCUGCAGUGGUCUUUGGAUCCAGACUUGCAUCUCAAGAGCAGCUCUGGGCAAUGCAUGGAGGUGAAGGAUGCCCACACCGAGAAGAGCCCAUACACCCUCGUGGAGCUCUCCUCAGCAACCAACACUGAACGGGUCGCAGAUUGCAGCAAGAGCCCUUCACAAGAGUGGCAUUGGGCCUGA
Durusdinium trenchii is the source of this 3231-nucleotide messenger RNA. NCBI's taxonomy places the organism in Eukaryota, Dinophyceae, Suessiales, Symbiodiniaceae. The record is from the annotation of a GenBank genome assembly.